Messenger RNA from Alnus glutinosa, 2160 nucleotides. RefSeq lists its product as uncharacterized. Lineage: Eukaryota; Viridiplantae; Streptophyta; Magnoliopsida; Fagales; Betulaceae. The record is from RefSeq and is a predicted model, not a curated record. The transcript has a single exon. The coding region runs from base 1 to 2160 and encodes 719 amino acids.
AUGACUGAAGAAAAUAUGCGUGAAGAAGCAGGGACUUCACAUGACCCCCAGGCGGAGAUAGUCCGCUUAAAUGAGAGAGUAGAGCAACUCGAGAGGGAGUUCCAGGAACGAGACCGAACGGAACGGCCAAAAACUCAAGAAGACCUGCCGCAGGGUGAUCAGGUGAAUCUCGAACGUGAAGAUGGACGUUCGGAAGAAGCGGUCGAAGGUGAGAGCGAGUCCGACAGUGAUGCCGAGCUUGUUGACCUUAUGGGGAAGAAUAAGAAGGUGAAAAAGGAGUGGGCUCAGAAAUUGACUAAGUUAGAGCGACAGUGUGACUACUUGAUGGGUUCCACUCAAGCGGGAGUUAAGGGGAAAGCUUUGUUGACUGAUAGCUUGUUUUCUACCGUUGUGUCCCCCUUUACUGACCUUAUAAUGUCAUGCCAACUCUCAAGUAAGUUCAAAAUGCCCGAAAUACCCGUGUAUACAAGAUUGGGGGACCCUAUUGAACAUUUGGCAAGUUUUCGUGCGCACGUGGUGCUGCACGCUACUCCGGACGAGGUUGCGUGCCGAGCUUUUCCCCUUACUUUGGCAGGGGGAGCUCGGGAAUGGUUCAGGACUUUGCCGCCUCGUUCGAUUUUGAGUUUUGAAAGCCUCGCCCGGAAGUUCGCGUCUCAGUUUAUGGCCGGCGUUGUCCGGAAGAAGCCUGCUCAGCAGUUAAUGACCAUUAAACAAGGCCCUCAGGAGUCAUUGAGAAGUUACCUGCUCCGCUUCAACCAAGAGAGAUUGGCCGCGGAGACUCAGAAUGAGCAAUUCAUCCACUGUGCUAUUUAUCAAGGAAUCAGGAAGGAUGGUGCCCUCAUGGCUGACCUGGCAAGGAGAUCGGCGGAAAGGUUGCAGGAAUUUUACGAUCGAGCAGAAGAGUUCGUGAACCAGGAAGAAACCCUCCAGGCGUUCCGAGAGACGGAGGAAACUGAUAAAGGGAGUCGCGGGGAUGGAGGAAGAUCGAAACAAGGGGUCGCCCCAUCAAGGAAAGAGUUUGCUCAGCGUAAACCCGUCAAGAGGGUUGAAAAUUACAGUUGGACGCCUGUUAAUGCUCCAGCUAAAAAAAUUCUUAUGGAGAUUAGAAAAGACCCGAAUUACAAGGAUCCGUCUCCGAUAAAGGGCCGGCCGCAUCCGCGCAAUCGCCAUAAAUAUUGUCAUUACCACAACUCGUUCGGCCACUGGACCAACACAUGCAUUGCUCUGAAGGAGAUAAUUGAGAAGUACAUAGUUGAUGGUAAGCUGACACGCUUUCUGGGAAAGCGCGAAGAUUUGACAGUGAAACUCCCGCAGGAUAGAUCAAUAGGAGGCCAAGGUUCGACCGGACGGGAUGCACGUCCGGGGCGACCCCCGUACCGCCAGGAGAGAAGGCCGGUUCGACAACCUGACAGAGAUUUCUGGGCGGAGAGGGCGCCUCAACGAGAGCGGAGUAGGAGUCGCGGCCGGCAGGAUGGGUCGGGCGAUUUCCCAGAAAUUCAGACUAUAUCUGGAGGUUUCGGAGGAGGGGGCGAAACUUAUUCGGCCCGAAAAUCUUAUGCUCGAGAGAUGAGGGAGGUGUUUAUUUAUUCAGUCGUAAGGCCGCUGAAGACUACGAAGCGAGAAAAGCUAACUAUCACCUUCUCGGAUGAAGACUAUGAAGGGGUUUACCUUCCCCACUCUGAUGCCUUAGUGGUGACCAUGGUGAUAGCAAAUCAUAAAAUACAUCGGGUCUUGGUGGAUAACGGCAGUUCUGUCGACAUUCUAUACAAGUCAGCCUUCGAUCUGAUGAAAAUAAGCAAGGAUAAGGUUUCCGCCUUCUGCUUCCCUUUGGUAGGAUUUACCGGAGAGCAGGUGAUGCCUUUGGGAUCGAUUGAGCUGCAAGUUACCGUGGGGAGCCCCCCAACGCAGAAGACAAUUCCGGUGAAGUUCCUUAUAGUUGAUCAACCAUCGGCUUACAAUGCUAUUUUUGGAAGGACAGCGCAAGCCGAUUUAAAGGCGGUAACGUCAAUACCCCAUCUUUGCAUGAAGUUUCCGACGGAUGAUGGAGUGGGGGUAGUCCGAGGGGAGCAGAAAGCAGCUCGUAAAUGUUAUAAUAUCUCCUUAGGAAACCCCUCCAAUGGAGCGUGCCCCGACGUAGGGGUGGGCCCUUCUAACAAGUAG